ACGUCGGACCCGCGGCUGCCCUACAAAGUGUUAAGUGUGCCUGAAAAUACACCUUUCACAGCUGUCUUAAAAUUUGCUGCAGAAGAGUUCAAAGUUCCUGCAGCUACAAGUGCCAUUAUAACAAAUGAUGGAAUAGGAAUCAACCCUGCACAGACAGCAGGAAAUGUUUUCCUAAAGCAUGGUUCAGAACUACGGCUUAUUCCCAGAGAUCGUGUUGGAAGCUGUUAGCAUUUCCUGAUAGCAUCAUGCCAAUGAGUUAAUUGUCAUAUUUAUUUUGGAAGUCUACAGUACAACUAAAGAAUUUGCCUUUUUAAAGUUAUGUAAAAUUACUUCCUGGGUUUAAAUAUAUUAAUUAAAAUAUAGUUUACAUUACCUUUCCCUGACCCUUCCUCUAGUUAUAGAAGAAUGGUUUGAUUUAAUGCUAUAUUUUUGGGAAGAAUUAACAUGUCUCUUAGGACAUGUUAUUGAGAGCAAAAUGACAGACCUUGACAAUGGAAACAUCCAAUAGCAAUCAAUAGGUAAAUAACAGAACCCCUUAUUGUGGGGGUUAGUUUUGCAGAAGGAGAAGCUGUGCAGGGUUUUCAGGAAGGGAAACAUGUAGGAGAAAAAAAUUCCCUGCUGAAAAACCUAAAAGUAUCAUUUUACACUAUGAAUUAUGCAUUCUGUAUAUUUGCAGAAUCUAAGGCAUUUUGCUCCACUGUUAAAUAUUUCAGUUCAAAUAGAAUGGAAACUUCAAAUUGCCCUAUUACUGAAAUAUGUAGACAACAUCUAAAUGCUGUAAAUACUUGGUAAAAUUUAAGAUACUGAAAAAUAUUUAGUUAAAGAAAACAUUUACUUUUUUUAUUAAAUCUUUAGUUGAGAUUUACAGGUCAAACAAAUCUUAAUUUUUUUUACUGAAACUGAAUUUAAUAUUACUUAAUAAAGUGCUAUCAGCCCAAACAUGUUGCUAACUCACAGAUAUUGGGGAUCCCAUGAACUAUGCUGAUAUGUCACAUUCCUUUAUUAGCAAGCUAACAUUGAUUCUGUGUAAAAGUCUUUAGUUUCUUUCUUAUGUUAUGGGGGAAAGUAUUGGAAUCACUUGUGUGCAUGUAUUAAGUAUUUUUUAUAAAUUAUCACAAGGUAAAUUGUUAUUAACUGUGGACCCUUAUUAGAGAAACUAGUGCAACUUGUUUUUAACGAGUAAAAAUAUUCUGUAAGGUAGUAUGCAUUUUGUCAGAUAAAUUGCAUUUUAUCUACCCAUAAAACUGACGUUACAGAAAGUUGGACAAUAAACUGUAAUGCUUGGUAAAACAAGUAUUUGUCAUGAAUGUCUUUAGCCCAUGAGCCAAAAGAGACCUAGAAAGGAUUCAAAAGGUUGGUAUUAUAGGGUCUUCUGAGUCUCCCUUCUGAGUGAGUAUCUGCAUGUGGAGGCUCCCAUAUAUGUGCAUAUCUGAAAGGGGUGAUUUGGGCCUGUGAAUUUUUCAGCUCUAUCUUAAAGCAAUAGUUUUAUUUUGGUUUCUCUUAUCAGAAAAAAAACAAAACAAAACCCCAAUAUUUGGGGAACAGAGCAAAAAGGAGGGAGGGGGGAGAGGUUGAGGCAUCUUAUGUUCCUUUACUUACUUGCCUAAUUAGAUUGUGACAGUAAAUUAGAAAUUGUGCCCUUUGACCUUUUUAAUCAACAUACUGUGAAAUUUAUUUUAAACCAAGAAUGAACAAUGAAUUGUAAAGCAUGAUGAUUUAAGGGCAAAGUGCAUCGUUUCUAUUAAUCCAUUGCCACAGUAUAAUUAGAAUGAACAGAAUUAAUUGCUUCUAAUUAUUGUCUGCAAGACUGUUUAGCUGGGUAGCUGCUGGGGGACUAUCCGGGCCACAGAAUAUAACGUGGUUGAAAUUUUAUUUUUCUGUACAAAGGUACAAUACUUCUUUGCAAAGCAAAGUAAAUUCCAGUGUACUUUGGAAGUCUCUGUGAUAUUUUGAUGUUUAAUAUGAAAGCCAGAUAGCUAAAAGUAA
Gavialis gangeticus (Gharial) is the source of this 1986-nucleotide messenger RNA. RefSeq names its product ubiquitin fold modifier 1 (gene UFM1). Gene Ontology annotation, biological process: protein K69-linked ufmylation. The record is from RefSeq and is a predicted model, not a curated record. The transcript is spliced from 5 exons. The annotation marks the transcript as partial. Gene Ontology annotation, cellular component: cytoplasm; nucleus. NCBI's taxonomy places the organism in Eukaryota, Metazoa, Chordata, Crocodylia, Gavialidae.